Aureococcus anophagefferens is the source of this 600-nucleotide messenger RNA. RefSeq lists its product as hypothetical. NCBI's taxonomy places the organism in Eukaryota, Pelagophyceae, Pelagomonadales, Pelagomonadaceae. The annotation marks the transcript as partial. The record is from RefSeq and is a predicted model, not a curated record. The transcript has a single exon.
AUGGCCGCGCGAAAAACUAUCCUCCCCAACGCCUUCGCGGACAUCUUGGAGGCCGCCGCGGACUCGCCGGGCGCGUCCUCCGCUUCGGAUGCGUCGCCGUCGUCGGCGGCGGCGGCGUCGCCGUCCCUCGAGGCAAUAACCACGAUGGCCCGCCCGCGGGCCCUCAGCGCGAGCCACAGCGUGAACGUCGCGCCGCCGCCGAAGCGCAGCGACGUCGCGCCGCCGCUACCGGCGCCAAAGCCCAGCGACGCCGCGCCGCCGCCGAAGCGCGACGACGUCGCGCCGCCGCCGCCGCCGCCGGAGCGCGACGACGACGACGCGGCGGCGCUGCGCGCGCGCGUCGAGGCGCUGUCGCUGGAGAACGAGCGGCUGCGGCGCGAGGCCGGCGCCGCGGCGCCGCGGUCCGCGGCAUCGAAGCCCGCGCGGUCGCGGAGCUGCGACGAGGACGGCGAGGCGGCGCCGCGGCCGCGGCCGGCGCGCUACAGCGUCGGCGCGGCGCGGGGCCGCUACAGCGUCGACGCCGCGCUCGCGGGCCGGCGGACGUCGCUGUCGCUGCCCGAGCCCCGGGCCGGCGGCGCGGCCGCCGGGCCCUUCGUCGCC